CCCACAGUGCUUUGCAGAGAGCAUUCCUAUUAUUUGAACUAGCCCGGAUUUCAGAGUCUUCCGCGUUAUCAUCCUCUCUGAUAUUAUAUCUAACAAGUGACAUAGUGUCACCUAUAUAGAUACAGUCGUCUCAGAGACUGAUACUUUUCUAAACGGCUAGAAUUUCAGUUUGCAGAAGUGAUUUUCAAAGAUUAGCUUUCGUAUUUCCGGGAUACUCUUGUGACAGUCAGCUGAUACUUUGUUGUAUUCAUUCAGUCUCAGACAUUGCAGCCAGCUUAGAGUUAAGUACAUCUAUUGUAACAAUUAGUAUUUUUUGAGGGGCAAAGUGAUUAGAUAAGAAAUGGCCACACAUCCACCGAAGUUACAAGUUGUGAUGACUUCAAAUGAAAGGUUGCAAAACUUAAAAAAGACCUUUCAAAAAAUGUAUGGAGAGCCUCCCCAGUUCUAUGCCUGUGCUCCUGGGAGAGUUAAUUUAAUAGGGGAGCAUAUUGAUUACUGCGGCUAUGCUGUUCUCCCAAUGGCGAUUGAACAGAAUAUUCUUGCAGCGGUCUCAGUCAACGAUUCCCAAACAAUUCAGUUGGCUAAUGCAAAUCCCAAAUACAAGGAUUUCACCGUCUCUAGCAAGGAUAUCAGGAUCGACCAAGACAACCCACAGUGGCAUUAUUACUUUCUCUGUGGUGUUAAGGGCGUUCAGGAUUACUUGGGGUUGUCUCCUCUGGCUGGGAUGCGGUGUGUGGUGGAUGGGAUUGUCCCUCCUAGUUCAGGACUUUCCAGUUCAAGUGCCCUGGUGUGCUGUGCAGGUCUCCUAACAAUGGAGGCUAAUCACGAGUCUCUCUCUAAGGUGGCGCUUGCUGAGAUCUGUGCCAAAUGUGAGGGCUACAUUGGCACAGAGGGAGGUGGUAUGGACCAGUCGAUCUCUUUCCUGGCAGAGGGGGGAACUGCAAAGUUCAUAGAAUUCCACCCUCUGCGGGCCACUGACGUCAGGCUCCCUGAAGGAGCGGUGUUUGUCAUCUCUAACUCCUGCGUAGAGAUGAACAAAGCCGCUACAUCUCACUUCAACAUUCGUGUCGUAGAGUGCCGGAUAGCCACCAAGAUACUGGCCAAGGCCCGGGGCCUGGAGGGGAACAACCUUCUGAAGCUGGCUGAGGUCCAGACGCAGCUAGAUGCCUCCCUGGAGGAGAUGCUGGGCCUGGUGGAGGAGGUGCUGCAUCCGGAGCCCUACAGCAGAGAGGAGAUCUGCAAGGCCCUGGGAAUCACCUCUGAGCAGCUGUGUGUGGACCUGCUCAGUGCCAACACCCAGCAUGUGACCCACUUCAAGCUGUUCCAGCGUGCCAGGCAUGUUUAUGGUGAGGCCGCUCGGGUGCUCCAGUUUAAGAGUGUGUGCGAUUCUGCACCAGCUGGGGCCAUUCAGCUCCUAGGAGACCUGAUGAAACAGAGCCACGCAAGCUGCAGGGACCUAUACGAGUGCAGCUGCUCUGAACUCGACCAACUUGUGGACAUAUGUCUGAACUCGGGGGCUGUGGGCUCUCGGCUUACAGGGGCCGGGUGGGGAGGCUGUGCCGUCUCCAUGGUACCCAGUGAGAAGGUGGAGUCCUUCCUGCAGAAGGUUAGGGAGCAGUACUACAUGCCAGAUUCCCGACGAGGGGCUCUGGAGAAACAGAGUCUGUUCGUGUCCAAGCCUGGAGGAGGAGCAGCCAUUUUUCUUGAAGAGUGAUGUGGAGGAAGUGAUGUGGAGGAAGUGAUCUUUUCACCUGCUUUUGACCGGAUGAUGUGCUAAUGUCUUGACGAAGUGGAUGACCUAACUUCAUGCCACACUUUUAAAGAUUUUUCAUAAUUAAUGGUGGGUAAAACUGUUGCACAACAUAAGGAAGGGAAUUCAGCUUUUAUACUUUUGUGUAAUGUUCAAUUAUUAAGUGUUGAGGUCAAAAUUGCUAUUGACAAUCAAAAGCAGUUAUAAACGUAUAAUUUAUCAGACUAGUAAUUACAAAGGGAAUUUAGUACUUUUUCUCUGACACUGCAUCUAUUGCUGCAUUCUUGGAAUUACAUUUUAAAGGGGUUCUCUCAUGACACUGUGUACAUUCCAAUAGUAAAGUAUACAAUUUACAUUUACAUUUAUUCAUUUAGCAGACGUUUUUAUCCAAAGCGACUUCCAAGAGAGAGCUUUACAAAGUGCAUAGGUCACUGAUCAUAACAACGAGAUAGCCACAAAACAUUGCGAGUAGCCAAAACAUGAAGCACACAUUGUGAACAACCAAAGUAAGUGCCCAAAGGGAAGAACCAUAAGAGCAUGUAGUUAAACAAGUUACAAUUAAACAAUAUGAACUGCUAUAAGUGCAAGUGUACCUGUGGAAAAAAAAGACAAGCAACAAUAAUAAAAAACAAUAUAUCACAGCGAGUACAAACAAUUUUAAAUCAGUUACCACUAACCACAAGAGCAACAAGUCUCUGAGCAAGAGUCAUUGUGAUCCUUGAGGAAACUAACAUCGGGUCAAGCGAACCAUUCCUAAGUACCAUUGUACUCCCGAUUUAUAAUGGUUACAGUGAUGUAUGUUUGCUAUUUGGGGUGUAAUUUCAAUAAAUAGUUUAUGUAUGAAGAAUAUCAACAAGAAGUUUAUUUUGUGCAGUAUAUAAAUCUAUACCCAUCACAAAAGAAAAUAAGUAAGUCAUUGAAAUUGC
Messenger RNA from Osmerus eperlanus (European smelt), 2676 nucleotides. It is a transcript of the gene galk2, whose product is annotated as galactokinase 2. The record is from RefSeq and is a predicted model, not a curated record. Gene Ontology annotation, cellular component: cytoplasm; cytosol. Gene Ontology annotation, molecular function: ATP binding; galactokinase activity. The coding region runs from base 341 to 1714 and encodes 457 amino acids. Lineage: Eukaryota; Metazoa; Chordata; Actinopteri; Osmeriformes; Osmeridae. The transcript is spliced from 10 exons. Gene Ontology annotation, biological process: carbohydrate phosphorylation; galactose metabolic process.